Molecule: messenger RNA, 4035 nt
Organism: Harpegnathos saltator (Jerdon's jumping ant)
Lineage: Eukaryota; Metazoa; Arthropoda; Insecta; Hymenoptera; Formicidae
Product: A disintegrin and metalloproteinase with thrombospondin motifs 7
Exons: 17
Coding region: 358-4014 (1218 amino acids)
Biological process (GO): proteolysis; extracellular matrix organization
Cellular component (GO): extracellular matrix
Molecular function (GO): metalloendopeptidase activity
Source: RefSeq, a predicted model, not a curated record
CGUCUCACUUUCUUAUCCUCUCUUUUCCCGUCUCAGGUACGAUUCCGUGAUACGCGUCUCUCUACUUCCGGCCGAAAAGUGAAUUCCCAGGCGAGACGGGUCUCCGCCGCAGGCGAGGCAGUGCCAGUUGGUCGUUCCGAGCGAGGAUACACGGCUCGGGGGUGUCGUCGGGAAGGUGCGCGCGAGCAGCCAGGGCUCCGGUGAGGAGCAGGCGCGAGCGCGAGCGCGAGCGGGAGCGCGAGUGCCGCAGGUGCUCCGGAAACGCGCCACGUGCUGCGGCUAUCGACGUCACGGCUACGCACGAUAGGUGAAAGAGGUAGAGGGAGGGAGGGAGAGAGGAGGGGGGAAAGAACGCCGAUGGAUGGACGUCGACGAGGCUGCCUUUCAUUAGCAAGAAACACGUUCGAUUCAGCGCCGAUCAUGCGGUACCUGCUGAUGUUCCAGAUACUAAUCGCCGCGGUGCAGCCCAACCUCGAAGCCCGCCAACGUGCGCCCAACGUCAGAGGUGUGUACACGCUGCGGCAACACAUACACGACCACGAGAUCGUGAUACCGCGGAAGGUGAAUCAUCAGGGCGACUUGAUCUCGAAUAAUGUAACGCAUCAUCAUCACGAGGACGGGCCAAUCGUUCAUUAUCGAUUGGCGGUGGCCGGUAACGAGUACCACAUCGAGCUGACUGCGGCCGACAACUUCAUCGGCGGCGCGAUGGUCGUGGAAAGGCACAAGCGGGACCUGCACGUUCGUAGCCCGGCGAAAAGUCACGGCAGUAAAUGUCAUUAUCGGGGAUUCAUUAAGGGCCAUCGGAAUUCCCGCGUCGCUCUGUCCGCCUGCGACGGUCUGGCGGGUAUGCUACGCGGCGAGCACGGCGAGUUCUGGCUGGAACCAGUCGCCGUGUCCCUGGAAGAAAAACGCGGCACGUCGGCGGACGAAACUGCGGCCGGGGACUUAGGCGCCGCCGGUGCCGGCGGCCGCUCGUCGGUCUAUCAGAGCCCGACGGCGGGCCGGCCUCACCUCGUCUUCCGCCGCUCGGUCGAGCAACGGCAGCAGCAGCUCAGGAUCGGCGCCGGCGGCCGCAGCAAGCGACGGCGCAAAAAGAAGAGGAGGCAGGAGAGAAACUGCGGCACCCGCGAACCGCGUCGAUUGACAGAGACGCGGCUCGAGUGGCAGGCUCAACCGGGCCUGGUCCAAGUUCAAGGCCGCGGACGGAGGAAACAUCAGGCGAAGCCACCGGGAAGGUGGCACCGUUCCAAGAGAUCGAUCAGCACGCCGCGUCAUGUCGAGGCCCUCGUCGUCGCCGACAGGACGAUGAUGCUGUUUCAUCAGGACGGCGACGUCGAGACUUAUCUGCUGACCAUUAUGAACAUGGUGUCCUCGCUGUACCUCGACCCCACCAUCGGCAAUUUCAUCAACAUCGUCGUCGUCAGGAUCAUUCUCAUCGAGGACAAGGAAGUGGAGAAAGAGCUCAAUGUCUCCGACAGCGCGGACGACACCCUGUACCAUUUCUGCAAGUGGCAGCAGGAGCUCAAUCCCGGCGACGAUUCGCACCCGAAUCACCACGACGUGGCGAUCCUCGUGACGAGGAAGGACAUUUGCUCGCGCAAGAGUGUCUGCAGCACCUUGGGAGUGGCGCAUGUAGCCGGCAUGUGCCAGCCGGAUCGCAGCUGCAGCGUCAAUGAGGACAAUGGGAUCACGUUGGCGCACACAAUCACGCAUGAAUUAGGACAUAAUUUCGGCAUGUACCACGACACGGAAAAAAUCGGCUGCAGCAAGCGCGACGGCGACACCUUGCACGUGAUGACGCCUUCCUUCGAGGUGGACGCUGUCGGGGUGGCCUGGUCCAGAUGUUCCAGGAGAGACAUCACCAACUUUUUGGACCAAGGCAAAGGCGACUGUCUGGAGGAUGAGCCGGCGGACAAUGAUUACGCGUAUCCGGAUUUACCACCCGGCGCGAUGUACAACGCCGAGCACCAGUGCAGACUGCAAUUCGGCGUGAAGGAGGCCGCCGUCUGCACUCCGUUGCAGGAGAUAUGCUCGAAACUCUGGUGCAUCGUGGACGGCACCUGCAGCACUAUGCUGCAUCCGGCAGCCCCGGGCACGCAUUGCGGAAAACACAUGUGGUGUCAGAAUCAAGAAUGCGUGCCCGUCGUCGAUCGACCGCAGCACAUCGACGGCGGCUGGGGCGAGUGGGGAUCCUGGAGCGAGUGCUCGAGAACUUGCGGCGCCGGUGUCUCGAUAGUCGAGAGGAAAUGCGACCAUCCGGAGCCGGCGCACGGCGGAAAGUUCUGCAUAGGCGAGAGACGCCGCUACAAGAUCUGCAACACGCAGCCCUGCCCGGAAGGCGAGCCGAGUUUCCGCGCGGUGCAGUGCAGCAACUACGACGACAAAGAGUACAAGGGAAAGAACUACACCUGGCUGCCGUAUUUCGACCAGAUGGAGCCUUGCGAGCUCUAUUGCACCGAUACGGACGAAAGCGUGAUCGUACCCUGGGGAGAGGCUGCUCUCGACGGUACCCCGUGCAACGUCGGCGCCAGAGACAUGUGCAUCGCCGGCAUAUGCAGGAAGGUCGGUUGCGAUUGGACGGUGGAUUCCGACGCUACGGAGGACCGCUGCGGUAUCUGCCACGGCGAUGGUACUCAAUGCGAGACCACCAGCGGCUUUUACAACAAGAGUGAAGGUUUGGGCUACAAAGAAGUCGUCGUGAUCCCGGCUGGCUCGCGAAACAUCAAGAUCGAGGAGACCAGUCAGAGCACGAAUUACAUCGGCAUCGGGGUGCCGAAUUCCGACAAGUACUUCCUGAACGGAAAACGGCAGAUCACUUUAGCGGGCGAGUACGAGGUCGCCGGAACGCCAGCGUUGUAUGAACGUGAACAAGAUAAAGAGAAGAUCCGAAUCCCGGGGCCUAUCAAGGAGGCCAUCACGGUCUACGCAAUUACCCGAAGUCCCUCUAGCGGUAACGAGGUGCAUUAUGAGUACACGGUGCCGAAGAAAGAGCCCGUUCGUGCGCCGGAAUACUCGUGGGUAUUCUCCGACUGGAACCUCUGCACGGUCACUUGCGGCAAAGGUACUCAAACUUCACAGCCGGUCUGUCACGAAAAAAAGAGCGGCAUCGUCGAGAACCACUUCUGCGACGGCAUAGAAAAGCCGCAGCCACAGUCGCGCGAAUGCAAUCUGAAUUCGUGUCCCACGAGAUGGUGGGUGGGCCCGUGGCAGAUGUGCCCCGUUACGUGCGGCAAGAGCGCGCUGCGCAAGAGAUCGGUCAUGUGCGUGGUAUCCGGCAUGGACCGGGCGGACCUGGCCGUACCCGACCGCGACUGCAAGAAGGACGAGCGGCCGAAGGAAGUCGAGCCGUGUCCCAAUCUGCCGCCGUGCGGGUUCACCACGGAGGUGCCGCUGAUCGUGUACGCCGACAACAAGGACACGUCGUUCUAUAACAUCAGCGAGCAGGACGGCAUGACGAUCGUCAACGGCCUGACCACCGAUGAGCCGGAGAUCCUCGAGUUCGACAACGUCGUCGACGAGAACCCGGACAACUCCAUGUACAACACCAAGCCGAAGUGGACGGUGUCGAGAUGGAGUCACUGUUCGAGCGGCAAGAGGAGCCGGAAAGUCACCUGCUCCGUGCCGGGCGAUUGUAAUCCGGAUAACAAGCCGAGCAGCGUCGAGGACUGUCGCAGCGGGAAAUGGAUCACCGGAAAUUGGGGAACUUGCAACGCGACUUGCCUCGCAAAAUCGGGAGUUAAACACAGGGAGGUGCAGUGUCGCGAUCGAGCGACGAACUUGCUGUCCGACGAUUGCAAUCCCGACAAGAGACCGUUCGACACGAAGCGCUGUUAUUAUCGGCGGCAAUGUUACGAGAAGAAUGAUUGCAAGAAUGGCGUACCCUCGCCGUCCCUGUGUGCGAGCUACAGACGCAUGUGUGAAGCAUCGUCGAUCGUGAAAGAAAACUGUUGCGUCACGUGUAUGAAACGACGGCGACACGUCCGUCACAAUAAGCGUCACAUACCUGCCGAGUGACGAAAUAGGGGGGGGGGAGGG